Rhodofomes roseus is the source of this 3443-nucleotide messenger RNA. RefSeq names its product aspartyl-tRNA synthetase, cytoplasmic. The coding region runs from base 137 to 3112 and encodes 991 amino acids. Gene Ontology annotation, biological process: aspartyl-tRNA aminoacylation. NCBI's taxonomy places the organism in Eukaryota, Fungi, Basidiomycota, Agaricomycetes, Polyporales, Fomitopsidaceae. Gene Ontology annotation, molecular function: RNA binding; ATP binding; aspartate-tRNA ligase activity. The transcript is spliced from 13 exons. The record is from RefSeq and is a predicted model, not a curated record. Gene Ontology annotation, cellular component: aminoacyl-tRNA synthetase multienzyme complex; cytoplasm; cytosol.
GGGCACGCGCACUCGCCGCAGAAUAUCAUGGCCCUCCUCGCCACCGCGUCUGCACACACUUCCCCGGCCCCGACACUCCCCUUCACGACCCACUACCACCCCCCUACAUACCACCACCACCCCCUGCAUACCCAGCAUGUCGAGCAUCAAGAGAGUCUUCCACCGAGCCCGCGAAUCCAUCUCCUCCAAGGGCUCCGUCCGUGCAAAGACACCAGACUCUCCAGACGGCUCCAGUACACCAAGCAACGGACACGCGCAUCCUCUCCUCAACGGCCACGCAAAGGCCAACGGUGCGCCUACAACAGCAGAGGUCGACAGUACUAAUGCGGAGGGCAAGACAGCCGCGCAGCGGCAGCAAGAAGAGGCGGAGAUCCUGAAAACACACGAGCUGAGACGACCCUCGACGGAGGGAAGGAGGCGACUGUCGUUCACCGAGGAGAAGGUGCAGCGUGCACAUGAGCGCGAGAAGCACGACGAGCAGGAGGAGAGCGAGCGGAAGGAGCGCAGAAAACGCUGGCAUGACGAGGACCCGCUACGCGAUAACUACGGCGACCUCCCGCUCAACAUGUCCCAGGUCGAACUUCCGCCCGACCUGAACUCCCUCAUAUCCAUUGCGGACACGCCAGAAGGCGAGCACGUCAAGUUCCGUGCACGCGUACACCAUAUCCGACCUCUAGGCUCCAAGAUUGUUUUCCUCAUCUUCCGAUCGCAGCUCACGACUCUCCAAGGCGUGCUCAUCGAGGAGGAGGGGCAGGUCUCGCAGAAUAUGGUUCGCUGGGCGGAAGGCCUGAACCGCGAGUCCAUCGUCGUCGUUGAGGGCAUGGUUCAGAAACCAAAGGACGGCCAGGAGGAGGUGCAUUCGACAAGAGUGCACAAUCACGAAGUCAAGAUCGAGAAGCUGUUCGUGGUGACGGGUCCAGCAUCGACCUUGCCGUUCCAAGUGGAGGAUGCUGCACGGCCAGAAGAGUACUACCGCAGGGAAGGCGCUCACUUUCCCCGCGUGAACCAGAAGACACGUCUCGCAAAUCGCGUUCUUGACCUCCGCUCACCCGUCAAUCAAGCCAUCUUCCGUGUCCGCGCAGGCAUCUGCACGCUCUUCCGGGAGUACCUGCUCGCACACCAAUUCCUCGAGAUACAGUCGAGCAAGUUCCAGGAGAGCGGGACCGAGUCGGGCGCGGCGGUGUUCAAGGUGGACUACUUUCGGCGCCCGGCGUUCCUCGCGCAGAGCCCGCAGCUCGCGAAGCAGAUAUGCAUCGCGGCGGACAUGGAGCGCGUCUUCGAGAUCGGGCCCGUGUUCCGCGCGGAGAACUCGAACACGCAUAGGCACCUGACGGAGUUUACGGGGCUGGAUUUGGAGAUGCAGUUUGAUAACCAUUAUCAUGAGGUGCUGGACAUGCUUGAUGGGAUGCUCAAGUUCAUAUUCCGGGGCCUGCAGGAGAGGUUCCGAGAUGAGAUUGCGGUUGUGAAGACUCAGUUCCCGCAUGAGGACCUUGUGAUUCUGGACGAGACGCCGCGGAUCAAGUUUGCGGAUGGGAUCAAGAUGCUGAAGGAGGCGGGGUACACGGACGACGAUGGGGAGGAGCCGGACGAGUACGAGGACCUCACCACGAACGCGGAGCGACGCUUGGGUCAACUCGUCAAGGAAAGGUAUGGCGCGGACUACUACAUACUCGACAAGUUCCCGCUCGACGUGAGGCCGUUCUAUACGAUGCCGGAUCCGGAGGACGAUAAACUGUCGAACUCGUUCGAUAUAUUCUUGCGCGGUGAGGAGAUCCUCUCUGGUGGCCAGCGUGUCCACGUCGCUCCGAUGCUCGAGGAGCGUAUGAAGGCAGCUGGUGUCGACCCCGACCAGAUGAAGGACUACGUCAACGGCUUCAGGUGGGGUUGCCCGCCGCAUGGUGGAGGAGGGAUCGGUCUCGAGCGUGCCGCGAUGUUGUUCCUGAAGCUGGGCGACAUUCGCUAUGCGAGCCUUCUCCCGCGCGACCCGCGUAGCUUCGGCAGGUCUGGCCAAGAUCUGGCCGAGAUGUCGAUGGCAGCUGCGACGCACCAAAUCCUGCACGGACCAGAAGCCACAACGUACCAGGAAGGCAUUCCGCAUGGCGACUUGCCGCCGCUUGAGGAUCUCGUCGCGAAGUACGGGGACUCGACGAAUACGUCCUGGAUAGACCCCUCGUGGACAGUCUGGAGAGACCUCCGGACCGGUGCUGCCGUGGGCUACAUCCCGCAGAACGGGUUCGCGGUGGCGUUCGGAGACCCACUGUGUGACCAGAAGCAGACGCCGGGCGUCAUCGAGCGAUACCUCAAGUUCGUCCGUGGCGAGGGCCUCAAGCCGGUGUGGUGCUGCGUCGAGCACGACGUGGAGCGGUUCCUCGCGGAUAGCCUCGGAUGGAGCGCGAUCAUCGCCGUCGCGGAGGAGAGGCUGAACCCGACGGAGGUCGACCCCGCGAAUAACGACAAGACGGUGCGGAGGAAGAUACGCCGGGCGGAGAGGGAGGGCGUGAAGAUCGUGGAGGUGGACGGCGAGCCGGAGGGCAAGGCGCGGGAGAUGCUGGAGAAGAGGUGCAAGGAGUGGGAGGAGUCCCGGAAGGGGACGCAGAUCCACCUCACGGGUGUGCGACCGUGGGACGACGUGAAGCAUAGGAAGUACUUCUAUGCUCUGGAUGCAGAGGGAAACCCCUGUGCGAUGGUGGUGCUCGCACAGCUUGCGACAACACAUGGCUUCCAGAUCAAGUGGGCCCUCGAGUUCCCUGGCGCACCGCUCGGCGCGAUCGAGUACAUACUCUCGUAUGUCAUCAAGAAGCUCGGCGACGCCGGAGUGACGACUGCGACGUUCGGCGCGGGCGCGAUAGACCGCUUGCAGCGCGUGGAGAACGUCGGCGGGCUGCGCGUGCGGACGCUGGAGAAGACGUACAACGGGCUGAACUCAACGUUCAGCCUGGGCGGGAAGGGCGACUUCAGGCAGAAGUUUGGCGUGCAGCAAGAACCGCUGUACAUAUGCUACCCCAAGAGCGGCCUCGGUGUCAAGGGCAUCGAGGCUAUCAUGGGCGCGCUGCAGAAACCGAAGCCGUCAGAUACACCGGCGGACCAACGCGCCACGAAAACGUCGUCUUGAGGACGGAUCUUGGACCGCACUACGAUAGAAUGAUCUCCCCUUCGUUGCUUGGAUGCAUACCCGCUAUUUCUCUUUACGUUUCUUCUGCAGAUACACGCGGAUAGACGGGACCUGAUGCAUGAUGACGUCCUGGUUACCCUAAUUUUCUGUUGCGGAUACGAAUAUUUCUUUCUAUAGGACUCGUGUAUGUUUGGUCAUUGUGGAACAAGAUAUCAAUACUGAUAAUGUAGAGCACUGUAGUACAACUCACUGUUUUUCUGAUGUCCCAUGUUUGUGCAGAGUGCUAUCAGAGCCUGAUGGAGGAGACGUUGAAUGUAACUCACGAGCCAAA